This is a messenger RNA of Spirometra erinaceieuropaei, 312 nucleotides long. The record is from the annotation of a GenBank genome assembly. NCBI's taxonomy places the organism in Eukaryota, Metazoa, Platyhelminthes, Cestoda, Diphyllobothriidea, Diphyllobothriidae.
AUGGACGACGAGCAGCUACCCAAACGACUCUUCCACGGAGAUGUCGUCACAGGUUCUCGCCGACAAGGAGGCCAAGUCCGUCGAUACAAGGACACCCUGAAGACUUCUCUGAAGCGUCUGCAGAUCAACCCGACGAACUUGGAAGACCUUACCCGAGACCGACCGAUCUGGAGGAGGACAGUGAAGGCAGGCACAUCGAUCUACGAGGCCAACCCCAUCACCAGCGCCGAAACCAAACGCGAGAUUCUCAAAUCCCAACUGCACCCACCUCAUAACGCCAACGCUCAACCACCCUCGACCUGCCCAUGCUGA